This is a messenger RNA of Rattus norvegicus (Norway rat), 3521 nucleotides long. The record is from RefSeq and is a predicted model, not a curated record. Lineage: Eukaryota; Metazoa; Chordata; Mammalia; Rodentia; Muridae.
UGUAUCGCAGACUGGCAUCAAUCUCGCGACAAUCCUGUUUCAAUUUCCUGAGUGUUGGGAUUGCGUUAAACUCGGAAACCCGAGUUUCUACUGAAUGCCAUUAGGCGUACAUAAUCCUAUCCAUAAAUGCAAACUGAAACCCAAGGCCCCUGUUCGGUCUGUGUCCCUCCAACCGGGCCUUGGGAACCUCUUUUAGCAAACAGAACGCCACGUCUUCACCGUCUCCUCCAUUGCAGAGGAAUAAUAAAACAUUUCCCGCCAUCUUCAAAUCCCGUGAGGCAAGUACGGAGUUCACGCGAGUCUUUGCAGGUCUUACGUUACUUCCUGCGGAGAGUCGGCCUUGGCUAAAGGGAUACAUCCGCCCGUUCUGCCAGUCUUUUGGAUAGAAGUGAAGCCACUUCCGGGUCCUAUGGCAGUCUUCACAGUCUUUUUCCGGGUGAUGGAGGCGGAUGCCCCGGAUGUAAUACCGGCGAAAGCAUCUUUCCUUUUCUUUCCCGUCUGACCCUGGAUUCCUAGGUGAGCGUCAGCGGCUGGAGGAAAUCUAUUGCCAAUCAUGCCAAAGAGGAAAGUGACUUUUCAGGGUGUUGGAGAUGAGGAUGAUGAAGAUGAAAUCAGUGUUCCCAAAAAGAAGCUGGUGGACCCUGUGGCUGGAGCAGGUGGUCCUGGGAGCCGCUUCAAAGGCAAACACUCUUUAGACAGUGAUGAAGAGGAUGAUGACGAGGGGUCCAGCAAAUACGAUAUCCUGGCCUCAGAGGAUGUCGAAGGUCAGGAAGCAGCUACUCUCCCUAGUGAGGGGGGUGUGAGGAUCACACCCUUCAACCUGCAGGAGGAGAUGGAGGAAGGCCACUUUGAUGCAGAUGGCAACUAUUUCCUGAACCAGGAUUCGCAGAUCCGAGACAGCUGGCUGGACAACAUUGACUGGGUGAGGAUCAAGGAACGGCCACCUGAUAAGCAGCAGGUUUCGGACUCAGAGGAGGAAGGCAGCCUGGGUCAGACUCCAAUGAGUGUCCAAGCCCUCCUGGAGGGACUUCUGGAGUUGUUACUGCCAAGAGAGACAGUGGCUGGGGCACUUAGGCGUCUGGGGGCCCGAGGAGGAGGCAAAGGGAACAGCAAGGGGACUGGACGGCCCAAUUCUCCCCAGCGUCUAGACCGGCUAUCUGGGUUGGCUGAUCAAAUGGUGGCUCGAGGCAACCUUGGUGUAUACCAGGAAACAAGGGAGCGUUUGGCUAUGCGACUGAAGGGUUUGGGGUGUCGGACCCAGGGAUCCCAUGACCCCACACCUCCACCCUCCCUGGACAUGUUUGCUGAGGAAGUAACAGAGGGGGAACUGGAAACUCCAACCCCUACCCAUAGAGAAGAAGCAGAUUCAGCUGGAGAUGGUCUGAUGGAUGUGAUGUGGGAGUAUAAAUGGGAGAACACGGGGGAUGCUGAGCUGUACGGACCCUUUACCAGUGCCCAGAUGCAGGUAAGCCCCUUCCCGCCCUGGCUGUCCACCCCAGCUUCUGUCAUCUUGCCUCAGUUUUGUCCUCUGUUCUUACAGACCUGGGUGAGCGAAGGUUACUUCCCGGAUGGUGUUUAUUGCCGGAAGCUGGACCCUCCAGGCGGUCAGUUCUACAAUUCCAAGCGCAUUGAUUUUGAUCUCUACACAUGAGCCCGCUAAGGGCCCCGUUUGGCAGCCCCUUCUUUCUUGAACUUGGCAGAGGAGGUCCCAACUGCCCUGGGCAGUGAGGAUAUUGGAGGCCACUCUAAAGCCAGUGUCUCUUUGUCAAUAAAAGCCUUGAGUAUGCAUCAGGGCCUUGACUGGGCUAAUGGCCAAAAGCCAAGGCUUCUCCAUAGCUCCUUUUGGCUUCACCUGGUGGGUCCUUGAGUUUCCUCCCAAGAGACUUCCUCUCAUGCUUCUCUGGUGUCUUGGACCACCUCCGUUUUGUUUCCCACCUUGGAGGCAGAGGGAGGGCCCAUCAGGUGUCCUGUGUAAAAUUCCCUCUAUCACUCUGUUCUCUGUCAUGCUGAUCUUGGCUUUUAGGACCUCACAUUCUCUGCCCUGGCAGCUCCUUUGUAGCUGGGACAUUAGGAAGACUUUGAAAUCCUAUUGGGAGAUCCUCUUAAACAUGGAUUCUCCCCUUCUCCCUAGUCUGGUUUUACUACCCCUCACCCUCCUGCAGUAGUUUCCAUAGCUCUUAGGUGAAGUAUGAACUUGGUAGCACUUCAAGGUUACUUGGGCCACCAUGUGAUACAGCGAGGGGCAAAGGGCAGGGACUUACUGGAGACCUCACAGUAAACUAGAGAGGUGGCCCAUUCACCUAUUCCCUGACCUUUCUUGGCAUAAGCUUUUCUUGCUUAGCCUUUCAAGCAUUGUCUACAUUUCCUGGGCUCCCACGUCUUGGGCGUGGGGCUAGUGCCUUGAGGAAACCUCUGGUCUGGUCCCCAUGCAGGAAUCCAGAGUGUGAGAGGCAGACAGGGACCUGACAGUUCUCACCCCACCAGUGCUGCUUUCUGCUCACCUUGUCUGUACAGGAGGCCCCAAGAGCUGCAGGCUAGUGGGUCCAGGCUAAGGACUUGGGAAGUGGGGUUCAGCUCAGGCUUGGCUGCAGAUGUUAGAUGCAGAGACUUCUGACCUGUCUAACAAUUAGACCUGUUACUGCCAGUGUAGGGACAGAUGGUUUCUUUGACUUCAAGAAGCCCAUUAGUGGAAAGACAUCUGACUUGGUAUGUUACUAAGACAGCGAUAACCCUGUAGUUAUUUGUAAGGUAUUACUGGUUAAAGAGGAACCAGCUUUCUGAGAUACUUAGCAGUGAAAACCUGGUGUCUUGGGAUGAGUAACAUCCAGUCAUGUUGCCUGACUGAUUGUUCACAAGUGUUUGGUGAGAGAGACACCGAGGUGCCCUCCAGGUUCCUCAGACUUAGCUGAUCUAAAGCUGAUCUCUUCCUCAUGCUCUCUGAGGCACUUCCUGAUAAUACCCAGGAAGGGCAGAACAUCCCUGAAGAUACACACAUCUGAGCCCCAGACUGGGUGAAUAUUACUUAUGUUUUAUGUGGCAGAGGGAAAGUGUAGGAAAGGGAUUAUGUAGAAGUGACGUUGAGGUUUGGUUUGGUUUUGGUUGUUUUUUGUUUUGUUUUGUUUUGUUUUUUAAUUUUUUGAGGUGGGGUCUCACUGUGUAGCCCUGGCUGGCCUGAAACUCACAAGAGAUCUGCCUCCCCAAGUGUUGAGACUAAAGGUGUGUGCCAUGAUGCUGAGCAAAAUUGAGAAAUUUUGAGACUGGGAGAUUACCUUUGAUUAUUGGGACCAUUGUGAUCUCGGGGUUCUUACGCUGGAAAAGGAACUGACUCCUAACAAGAUCAGAGAACUGAAAGCUGGAAGAGAGGAGUAUGUGUCAGGGUGCCGGUGGCCUGGAGAGCCGGGAAGGCAGAAGGCAGGUCCUUCCCAGCCAAGUGUAGCCCCACACUGAUAACCCAGUGAAACCCACUUUGGACUUGUACCCUCUCGAAUUGUAUGAUAAUAAAUUUGUGUCGAGCUGCUUAA